Hyaloperonospora brassicae is the source of this 756-nucleotide messenger RNA. The record is from the annotation of a GenBank genome assembly. NCBI's taxonomy places the organism in Eukaryota, Oomycota, Peronosporomycetes, Peronosporales, Peronosporaceae.
AUGUCCGCGAGAGCUGGCAAGUGCUUCGAGUGCAUUUUGCAGGGCGAAGUGAACUUCCAACACUUUCCCUCUUUCCUCGAGCGCCUCGGAGGACUAUGUGACGAGAGCGUUGUGAAGGAAGAUAUCGCGUACAAAGAGUACGUGUACAACUUUGACGACAAGUGUCCGCAGUAUAUCCAGGGCGUACCGCACUACGAAAUUCGUGCGCGUCAUGUGUUCUCGGGGUCCACGACGUUUCAAGGUCAAGCAGUUGAAAUGCCGUCCGAUGGCGGACAAAAGUGGGAACUGAGGUACAUUGGACGAUGGGAACGCAAGAAAAUGUCGGAGCACGUUGGCAGUGCACCGCUGGGUGUCCCGUUUCGCAGUCAAAUUGCCGUGUCGGUCGGGCAAAACGUUCGCUCGUUUCUGGGCACGCUUGGCUUCCGGCAUAGCUACAGGUACAUGCGUCUUGGGACAAGGUGGCAAUUUUGCAAUGGCAUUACGAUUGAAGCUACGCGGAUGAAGGCGCUGGAAAAUGAGGACGUGAAGGACGAAUACCGCUUGGUGGAUCUGGAAAACCUGCGCGUUGAAGCGCUGCUCGUGGAGAUAUUUGCGCUUACGACGGACGAGAAGAUUGACGAGGCAUCUCAAAAAAUUCGCCGAUUUGCCGUGGACUUGGAUCCGUACUUCAUUGAGCGUCCGUCUGAAGGCAAGGAAAUACUACACAGUACGGCUACGUUGGCUGCCGAGGUACGACGCAAACGUCCGCGGCCGUAG